Molecule: messenger RNA, 2294 nt
Organism: Hymenoscyphus albidus
Lineage: Eukaryota; Fungi; Ascomycota; Leotiomycetes; Helotiales; Helotiaceae
Source: the annotation of a GenBank genome assembly
AGUACCAGGUAGUCUUGUCAGCUUCUCUGUGCUAACCCUGUAUUCUACUGAAAAAUCCCCUGUACUUGGUAUACCCACUCAAAGAUAACAUUGAUUGUUGCCUGGGACGAUGUAUAAGGGGCACUUGGUGUACUUUUGUACUUGCUUCCUUCGCGUCCUUACCCAUUCUCACAUUGGCUAAGUGAGGGACCAUGGCGACCGUCAUUGAUUCAGACCAGAAAGACCCGUCUGAUAUAGCCGAUGCAGCCGAUUCACCAAUCACGAGUGAGGAGACCCCAUCACUGUCUGCGCCCGCACACGAUGGGAUGCAAACUUUCAGAAAAUAUACGGUAAUAUUCGCGCUAUUUGUAAGUUGCAACAAUCAUCAGUCAUAGACAUUACGAUCGGAUGCACACUAAGUAACGCGCUGACAGCUCUCUCUUUUCGUUGCGGCACUAGAUGCCACUAUCGUUGCAACCGCUGCUCCGACAAUAAGCAAUGAGCUCGCUUCUUCCGCUGGUUACACUUGGAUUGGAGGAGCGUUUCUUCUCACCAGCGUGACGACAAGCCCAAUUUGGGUCAAGCUGUCCGAUAUCUGGGGUCGAAAGGUCAUUCUUGUUGUCCUUCUCGCUUGGCUCUUCGUCAGUUCUACCAUCUGCGCUACCGCGAAAAACAUUGAAGCGUUGCUAGCAGGAAGAGCUCUUCAGGGAGCCGCAUCUGGAGGCCUCAUCUUGCUCGUUCACGUAUGUAUCAGUGAUUUGUUCAGUCUUAGGUACGCAAAGGAAUCUCCUGCAAUGUGAAUCCCUUCACAUUUGAAGACCUUGCGUGUCUCACGCAACUUUAUUUGUACCAAAGCUUACGGAUUGGGCCAACACAGGAAGCGUAGCCUUCUCCUGGGCUUGACGGAAGGCGUCUGGGCCAUUGCAGGCGGGAUUGGCCCUGUGCUGGGCGGCGUAUUCUCUUCACUCAGCACAUGGCGCUGGUGCUUUUGGAUCAAUCUUCCCAUCUCCGCUGUAGCAGCGGUCAUUAUCAUUUAUCUGCUGGAUAUUAAACACGAACAUACCUCUUUCAAGGAUGGCGUGAGAGCAUUAGACUGGGCUGGAAUGUUCACGUUCCUCGGCUGCAGCGUCCUAUUGCUGCUUGGCCUGGAUUUCGGUGGCAAGAUUUUCCCAUGGAACUCGGCCACAGUGAUAGCUUUGUUGGCGGUUGGUGGGAUUUUAGUCUUCGCAUUUAUUUACAGCGAGGUCAAGAUUGCGAAAUACCCACUUAUGCCGAUGGAUAUCUUUGCUAAGGGCGUAAAUGUCGCCAUCCUGUUAUUGACUCUCGGUCAUGCACUUGUAGCUAUUACCCAAUUGACAUUCCUGAAGACAUUUAACGAACUAAUCUUUACAGGCUUUUAUGAGCGCAGAAUACUAUUUGCCUGUGCUUUUUCAAUCCUCGUUUGAAGCCGGCCCUCUCAAGUCUGGGCUGCUUCUUUUGCCAUUUAUCAUCACCACUGCUAUCUCGGGCAUCGCAUGUGGUGUAUUUAUUCAUCGUACUGGCCGCUUCCAGGAGAUAAUCUGGGUGGGUGCACUUUGUCUAUGCCUCGGAUUCGGACUCUUCGUUUCAUUUAAUAUAAAUACCACCAUUUCUCAGAUCAUCGGUUAUCAGAUAAUUGGCGGCAUGGGUUCAGGAUUUCUAUUCGAGACUACAAUCAUCGCUAUUCAAAGCCAGGUAAGCCAAGAGGAUAUGGCAACCGCUACUUCAACACUAUGUUUUAUCCGAAACGUUGGCAUCACCCUCUCUGUCAUUAUCGGUGGCAGCUUUUUUCAGAGCUCUAUGGAUAAGCAAAUAGCCUCGCUUAACGCUGUUGGUUUGCCUCAGGAAUUGGUUAUCAAAUACUCCGGAAGCAAUGUUCUCGCGACCAUUCUGUCGAUAAGAGAUAUACAAGACCAGACUUGGAGGAUAGCCAUCGAGAAUGCUGUCUUGUUAGCCAUGAGAAACGUGUGGAUUCUGUUCACGGCAGUGGCAUUUGUAGGAUUUGUUGCCAGUCUUUUUGUCAGGCAGGGGCACUUGACUACAGAACAUACUGUCACUGGUACGGGACUGAAGAAACCAUAAGGGGAUACUGCUAUUUCAUUGUAAUAGGUAUAGAGCGUUGGCAUGCAUCAAUUGCUCUGGCCUGAAAAUCAAUCAAUGGAUUUGUUGAAAUCGCCCAAGGCAACGAAGUUCUUCUGUGAGGAGAAAGGUGACCUUGGACGAGCUAGAUACUGAUCUUCCAUUUGCAAUACUACCUUAAAUGCCACCACUGACAAGUGAAGAUAUACCAAAUUUGA